Messenger RNA from Acanthoscelides obtectus, 822 nucleotides. The record is from the annotation of a GenBank genome assembly. NCBI's taxonomy places the organism in Eukaryota, Metazoa, Arthropoda, Insecta, Coleoptera, Chrysomelidae.
AUGAGCUACAUACUUUCCGUAGGCAUCGAACUCAUCAUCAGUACGAAUCGAAGUACGAAUACUUUGGAGCUGCUCUCCCGCAAGCUGUAUCACCUCAUCUGCCGGAGUCAGCAGCUUUUUCUCUCACAUAGCGUCUUUGGUACCCUCGAUAUAACUGUUGAUGAUGACACACUUAGUGAUGUGCUUGAUCCAUCAUCACCUGAUGUUGGAAGAGCCUCAUCUCCUUCUUGGGAAUGGGGUAGAUCAGUAGACGCACCUAUGGCAGAUGCACCGAAACAAACUCAUCGAGAGUUUUUGACAGAGUUCAUUGAUCUUUAUCAAAGUUUUACGUGGUUGCGGCGAGUCAAGAGCAAAGAACAUUCUGACAGGAAUAAAAAAGAUUUAGCUUAUAUUGAGUUGGUGAAAAAAUACCAGGAGUUUGAUCCAUCGACGGAUAGAAACACUGUUGUUAAAAAAAUUAAUGCUUUACGUACGGUCUAUAAAAAAGAAUUGGCUAAAGUUUACAAAUCGGAAAAAUCCGGGACAGGUGCGGAUGACAUCUAUAAACCUACGUUGUGGUACUUCGACCUGCUGCAUUUUUUCAGAGACCAGGACUCUGCAAGACCUAAUACGAGUACAAUGAGUGAUGCGGAUCAAGAAACACAACAAGAUGAGGAUUCAGAACCUACUGAUCUACCCCAUUCCCAAGAAGGAGAUCAGGCUCUUCCAACAUCAGGUGAUGAUGGAUCAAGCACAUCACUAAGUGUGUCAUCAUCAACAGUUAUAUCGAGGGUACCAAAGACGCUAUGUAAGAGAAAAAGCUUCUGACUCCGGCAGAUGAGG